Messenger RNA from Gymnodraco acuticeps, 1265 nucleotides. Its product is annotated as saxitoxin and tetrodotoxin-binding protein 1-like. NCBI's taxonomy places the organism in Eukaryota, Metazoa, Chordata, Actinopteri, Perciformes, Bathydraconidae. The coding region runs from base 194 to 982 and encodes 262 amino acids. The transcript has 6 exons. The record is from RefSeq and is a predicted model, not a curated record.
CAUUAAUGAAGUGGGCCAGUUGGAGUUGGAUCACAGUUCAAUAACACUCUGAGCACACAGACUUUGGACCGGCUCGGGCUCUCGGGCUCUCGGGGUGUCUGGAUCUCGGUAUAUAAACCGUUCAGCCGUCUCCUGGAUCAGUGUCUUCACAGAUACCAGAGGGUGCAUUUGGCUUUUUGAUUUGUGUCUCAGGAUGAAAGUCUUAAAGGGAGCGCUGCUGCUGCUGCUGCUAGCUGUUGCUAACGCGAAGCCGGACCCCGAUCAAUGCCAGGUCCUGAAGAUGCUCGCCGAAGACAACCUGCAGCCGGUUUUGGGGGACUGGGUUCUGGUCUGGUCGGUGUGGGACCACCAAGAGGGUCGGGACAUCCUGAGGAACCUCAGCAGCUCCCGAGUAGAGAUGAGACUUCAGGAGGACAGUCAGACCCUGAUGUUCAGCGAGAGGAACCGCUUCAGUGACAAGUUCAUCAACUACUACAUCAACAUAUCCAUGGAGCUCCUGCACAACCCCAACCAAGCAAUGCACCCCAUCGAAGGCAAGAUGGAGGUUGAUGGAGUCCUCGUUCCCUACAAUGAAACCGGGUAUGUGAAUUUCUACGAGACGUGUCCAAACUGCAUGAGGAUUGUGUUCAAGAUCUCGAGGGGGGUGUUCGUGCUGAACUACAGGAAGGAGGGUCACCAUCAGGAUGUGGAUCACAUGAAAGCCGAUCACGAUAAUCACAGGAAAAUGGCCGAGUGUUUGGGAAUCGAUGACGACCAGCCGUACAUCUACGAUGGAGUCGCAGAUGCCCCUCAAAUGAAGCGACAGCAAACCAACUGUCCCCUCCUUCUGGUUCUCCUUCGACGGCCGCUGCUACAAGUACAUCGGCACACAUACGACCUGGGCUCAUGCAGAGCUCUACUGUGUGUCCCAGGGAGGCAACCUGGUGUCUAUCCACAGUCAAGGGGAAGAGGAUUUUGUCAAAACCCUGAUCAAAAGCUCUGACCCUGCUGAGGGACCAACAUGGAUCGGACUCAGUGACGUCCACGAACAAAGAAGAUGGAUGUGGUCUGAUGGGUCUGCAGCCAACUUUUUCUUUUGGAAUCAAGGAGAACCAAACAACAAAGGAGGUGAACACUGUGUGCACACCAACUGGUCAGGGCCAAAGAAGUGGAAUGAUAAGAAGUGUUCAGAUACUUUCCCCUCAGUUUGUGCAUCUCGCAGCUGAGAUGCUACGUGUUCACCUGUUUUGUUAACUUGAUAACAAUAAAGACACAGAUGUGAACUU